This is a messenger RNA of Paecilomyces variotii, 1013 nucleotides long. RefSeq lists its product as hypothetical. Bases 273 to 794 code for a protein of 173 amino acids. The record is from RefSeq and is a predicted model, not a curated record. The transcript has a single exon. NCBI's taxonomy places the organism in Eukaryota, Fungi, Ascomycota, Eurotiomycetes, Eurotiales, Thermoascaceae.
ACAAGGACGUCACAGAUCUCCAAGCGUUCGGGUCAGGUCAGGGGUGACAGACACUACAGUCAUGGAGAUCGCAACUAUAUUGCAGCUGGAAGGCAAUAUAGUGAUAACAGAGACUGUUUGAGUCGGCUGCGUCACGAGAUUUAACGCAGCGCCAAAGUCCAGUGCAGGGGACGCUAAGAUACCACGUUAGCUGAGUCGAAUCGGACGUGUUGUUAAUCAAGACAGGCAUUAUCGUAUCAAUCCCCCUGGUGCUGACCCUCCAACCCCUGCGCAUGACAUGUGCUGCUGGCAGGAUGUAUGUAUGUAUGUAUGUCCGUAGCCAUACAAACCUUACAUUCUUACCCCGGUCCGGGAGUACAGAUUCAGCCGCAAAUCUUCCGGGAUUAAACCACAAAGAAGCCCUUUCCUUUCCCUUUUCUUUCUGUAUUUUUCUUCUCCUCUUUCUUUUUUAUCUGACGGUAAUAGUUUCCGGGAGAAAAUCAAUGCGGUUAUCUCCCAGACAUACCAGGAGGACAGACAUGCGGGGUCAAGGGGAUCAGAAUCCGAGGUGUGGUCGAAUUCGAUGCCACGACUGGGUUAGGGACAAUUCGGGGACGCCACUCACCCGCAGCAGAAGAUUCGACUGCAGCCGCCUGUGCGACAGCACGACCCUGAGGGGUUGUCUUCGGUCCUUUGGAUGUUUCUCUGGCCCGUCUAUUCGAACAGAGAACUCGAAUAAUGGUAAUCGAGAAGGUAGUCGCAGAGACGGCCGGAGAUGGCAGCGACUGACGGUUGUAACUUGUGAGCCCGACUAACUGAAAGCGCUGUGUCCUGUCGGAGCGAUCCGACCGCCCUAGAACUCGACACCUGCGUCACUAGGAAACAGAACGCAACGAGAGAAAGGAAGUGCGAGAAGCCACUCUGACCCCUGUAUUACUGAUAGCGAUUUAAUGACGAUAAGUUAGUGGUUGGUGAUAGAAGUAGUAGUAGUAGUAGUAAUAAUAACCCGCCGUUCGGACAGGUCGCGAGACCAA